Molecule: messenger RNA, 3615 nt
Organism: Strongylocentrotus purpuratus (purple sea urchin)
Lineage: Eukaryota; Metazoa; Echinodermata; Echinoidea; Camarodonta; Strongylocentrotidae
Exons: 3
Coding region: 541-1692 (383 amino acids)
Biological process (GO): regulation of transcription by RNA polymerase II
Cellular component (GO): nucleus
Source: RefSeq, a predicted model, not a curated record
AAUGAUUACACUGUAAAAAUUUGCUGUAACUCAUGCAGUAAAAUACUGUGAUUUACAACAGUAAUAUGUUGUAAUAACGAUUUUACGAUAAUUAACUGUAUAAGUACGUUGCUGUACAGUAUAUUGCUGUAAACAUCAGUGUCGUAGAGCAUGGGAACAAAUAUCUACAGUAAGCUAGUGUAAAGGAGCGUGCAAAAAGCAUUGUGGGAUACAGCGCACAUGCGCAUUAGGCGGAUCGGCUGCAUAUGCGCGUAUGCGUUGCACGUGAUUGGCUCCCGCGCUAGCCCGCCACGCCGCGCCGCCAUUUUUAAUUUUCUGCAAAGAUUUGAGCUGAGAUAUAUAGCUGAGCUGGCCGGCCUGAUCCUGAGCAACGAAUCUGAAUCUGUUCUGUUCCUGGUCCUGAUCCUCGAGCUGGGAUAUUGAUGACCAAUAAGUCAAUUCCAAGGGGAUCCGAGUAUGCCAUGGAUUACUGCUGAAGUCACACAGUGUGCAUGCUGAAACACUAAUCAGACGGAUGCUCUACAUGGACAUCAUAUACCCAUGUACGUUUGUAAGCUAUGUAAUCAUUCUUCUGGAUCAUUGAAGCGGUUUUCUGAACACUUUUCAGUCCAUAGAAAUGUGGUGAAUUUCGAUUUCCCGUGUGGUGUUCCUGGCUGCAAUCGAACAUUCAGAAAUUAUUCAUCCUUCAAAACCCAUGUGCAUAGGGAUCAUCAACCAUUUUCAAGAAAAAAAGAUGCCCAGUUUUUCUGCGUUUCUACCUGGAAUUGUCCACUCUGUGCUGUAAAAUGUGAGGAAAUCCAUGACAUACUUUCUCAUCUUAGAGUUCAUAUCAAACACGGAGUUGAAAUACGCUGUCCUUUUGCCAAUUGCAAAAAACGUUUUUCAGUGAGGUCGUCUUUUGCGUCACAUAUAUCAAGAGUUCACAAUAAGUUAGACCAGAUUCAGUUAGACUCAACUUCAAGUGAAACUGGUACUGUGUUAACUGAAUCCGCCCAAGAAAAUAAUCAGGAGUUUCCUGGAAGACUGCACUCAAGUGACGAGGAAAGUGUGACAGAUGAUGAAGUAGAUGUAUCCGCUGACUCAUUCAAACACAGCUUAUCCUUGUUUUAUCUGAAGUUGGAGGCAAAAUUACUACUGCCCAACUCUACAAUUCAGGAAAUAAUUGACACAGUUCAGGAUAUUCAUGCAUUAAGCCAACAAAAUUUGAUACCAAAAUUAAAAAAGAAACUUGAAGGAAUAGGAAUUACCGAUGAUGAGGUUACCAACGUUUUAACUUUAUUUAAAUCUGAGGAUUUGUUCAGUGCUUCAAAUUGUAAAGAAUUUCGAUCAGAGUCUACAAGAAAAUCACAUUUUAAAGCAGUUUUUGAUUAUGUUUCCCCAACUGAGAUAUAUUUAGGAGAAGAUCAGUUUGGCAAACAGCGAUUUUGCCAAUACAUUAAAAUUCAAGACACACUAAGAGCAUUAUUCAAGCAGAACUCAUUUAUCAAAGAUUACAAAGAGACUCAUAAAGCUCAACCUGCUUUACAAAGGACCAUUCUACGUGAUGUUUAUGAUGGCAGAGCAUUCCCAAAAGAUGAGCCUUUGCAUAAAAACUCAGCAGUAACACUCAUAUUGUACCAAGAUCAGGGUAAAUUUCCCGAUCACAGAAUACCUGGUAUUCUCGAACUUCCAGUCAGUCUGAAUACGCCUUAAGAUAUAUAUACUGGAAAUGUCAUUUCUUGCAAAAUUUAUAACAUGUUCUGUAUAAUUAUAAGAAGUGUAUCUUAGUACAGACUAACAUUCAGAACAAAUUACAGGGGCGCCUACAUACUACAUCAAUUUCAAAAUUAUCAAUAAAAAAAAAUCCCACUUACAUUGAGUAUCUGAACCCUUUACUUUCACACACUUUCUUAAAAUUUUAUUUGUGUCUUUUUGCCCUUUUUAGACAUUUGCAAAUGUUAUGCUUGCAAAAGGGAUCAUGUACCUUUAAUAUGCAUUUCAAUUGAACUUAAUAUGAAACAUCACAAGUGAAAAUUGAAAUUUGAAAUCAAAUAUUUUGUUAGUGAGGGAGGUUAAAAAAGUCACGUGACUUCGUGGUAUUAAGGAAGCUGUGUGUUUAGCCUUGAUGCAAAGAGACCAACUACAGGGAGCCCAAACUUUUUUAAUAAAUUGUGUCUAGCGGUCAUUGAACUUCCUAGACAAAGCAUUAGCACAUGUAUUCUGUGAGCCUGGCAUGUGUGCAGCCUUGUCAUCAUAAGCAUUGCUUGAUUGUUUACUUACUGUUUUCCAAAAUAUGUUUUACAUUACUUGCAAUUUAGCAUUAUUUUACCUUAGUGAAUUUUCAUAUAUUUUAGUCUGUACAUGCAAUACACCUUUAUUUUAAUAAAUUUAAUAAGUCAUGAAAUAAAUGAAUUUGCCAAAUAUUAGGCCUAUAUUUAAGUAACCUAUAUUUUAUUUCGACAUAUUUCAAGUUAUAUAAUAAUAUAUUUUUUUUAAGUAACUUAUAUUUUAUUACGAUAUAUGUUACGUUAUAUGGUAAUAUGUUUUUUUAUCAUAUUUAAUACGUAGCAAUAUUGUAGCUAAACGAAUUUCAUAAUUUUAUGUUUUCAUUUUACAUGUACACAAAUUGAUCAUAUUUUCUAUUUUCUUUGUUCAUUGUGCACAUUGGUAAUUCUAUUUCAUUAAUUUCUGUAUAUCAUGUAUAUUUUCUUAUUGUCAAGUAUGUUUUACGGUUUUUGUUAUUUUGCACAGCCCCUUUGUAAACCAGCCGAGUAGCUGAAUAGGGCUUUUACCGUCAAUAAAUCAAUCAAUCAAUUGAAUGACAGCUCAUGAAGUUGAAACAAGUUUCUGUGCAGAAUUGGCAUGUAAAUGAGACAAAAAUACAGAAGAAUAUGAAACACGUAUUAAAGAUUACAAGUUUAAUAUAACAGAGCAACUCAAAUUAAAUGGGGUAUUAGUUCAAAAGAUAAAUUAAACAAAAAUAAAGUGAGUAAUGUCUUUUGGAGAGAUUCUACCAGGUAUAGAGAGUUUUCCUUGAUUCUGCCAGGUAUAUGGAGACUUUUCAUUGAUUGUAUUCUGAUAGUAGUUGUCGUUUAAUAGUGGCUUUAAAGGAAGAUAAAAGUGUAUAAAAUAUGUCUUGUUUACAAUUGAAGAUAAUUCUUUACAAUAGUUUUUUACAAUUCAGAAUUUUAAAGUGAACAUAUUGUUGUCUGUUCGACAAAUAAUUUUUGACCCAAGAAAGUGCAGUGCCCCUAAGCCAUACGUUGUGAUUUAGCAUAUCAAUGCCUUAAAGCCGCUAUGUCUGCACAAUUGCAUGUGUUAUUCUGUCGUAUAAUUAAAUUAAUGCUAGGUCGGGUGAAUGAUUUUUUUUAAAGCCAUAUUGGUUGGGAUUAAGCAAGUUAUGUGUAUUUCAGAAUUGGUAUAAUCUAAACAAUUUUUUCAAGAAUUUUUGAGAUACUGGAAGGAUGACUAUGGGUCUGUAGAUUCUUGAGUACUUGAACUUUUGCAGUUUUUAGUGGUUUUACUUGUUUUAAUGUUUUACUUGAUAGUUUCUUUGCAAGCAUUUUCAUAAUGUUACACUAUUUGAGAAACUUGUUUUAUGGAGCGUUGAUUACCCAAUAAAGACUUUAAUAAUGA